Messenger RNA from Nyctereutes procyonoides (raccoon dog), 10993 nucleotides. RefSeq names its product autophagy related 2B (gene ATG2B). Bases 97 to 6330 code for a protein of 2077 amino acids. Gene Ontology annotation, biological process: piecemeal microautophagy of the nucleus; reticulophagy; autophagy of mitochondrion. The transcript has 42 exons. Gene Ontology annotation, cellular component: extrinsic component of membrane; phagophore assembly site. NCBI's taxonomy places the organism in Eukaryota, Metazoa, Chordata, Mammalia, Carnivora, Canidae. Gene Ontology annotation, molecular function: phosphatidylinositol-3-phosphate binding. The record is from RefSeq and is a predicted model, not a curated record.
CGCCGCGGCCUGGAGCCGGAGCCGGAGCCGGAGCCUGGGCCCCAGGGCCGGAGUCGCCGCCUGCAGCCCCCGCGGGCCCCGUGGCCGGCGCUCACCAUGCCGUGGCCGUUCUCGGAGUCCAUCAAGAAGAGGGCAUGUCGGUACCUCCUGCAGAGAUACCUGGGCCACUUCCUGCAGGAGAAGCUGAGCCUGGAGCAGCUCAGCCUGGACCUGUACCAGGGCACCGGCUCCCUCGCCCAAGUCCCCUUGGACAAAUGGUGUCUCAAUGAGAUCCUGGAGUCGGCAGAUGCACCUUUAGAAGUCACUGAAGGAUUCAUACAGUCAAUUUCUCUGUCAGUUCCAUGGGGCUCCUUGCUGCAGGAUAAUUGUGCACUGGAAGUGAAAGGGCUAGAAAUGGUCUUCCGGCCUAGACCCCGCCUAGCAACUGGUUCUGAGCCUAUGUAUUGGUCAAGUUUCAUGACCAGCAGUAUGCAAUUGGCAAAAGAAUGUCUUAGCCAGAAAUUAACAGAUGAACAAGGAGAAGGAUCUCAGCCUUUUGAAGGACUUGAAAAGUUUGCUGAAACCAUUGAAACAGUACUAAGAAGAGUAACAGUCACUUUUAUAGACACAGUCUUGAGAAUUGAACACGUGCCAGACAAUUCCAAAACUGGAACUGCACUUGAGAUUCGAAUAGAAAGAACUGUCUACUGUGAUGAAGCUGCUGACGAGUCCUCAGGAAUUAAUGUGCAUCAGCCCACAGCCUUUGCUCACAAGUUACUUCAGCUCUCCGGAGUAUCUCUCUUCUGGGAGGAGUUUUCUGCGUCAGCAAAAUCUUCCCCAGUGUGUUCAACUGCACCAGUGGAAACUGAGCCAAAGCUGUCACCUAGCUGGAAUCCCAAAAUUGUUUAUGAACCACACCCACAACUAACUAGAAAUUUACCAGAGGUAGCACCCUCUGACCCAGUGCAGAUUGGAGGGCUAAUUGGUAGGCUGGAGUUGAGUCUCACAUUGAAACAGAAUGAAGUACUUCCUGGAGCUAAGUUGGAUAUUGAUGGACAGAUAGACUCUAUUCAUCUAUUCCUGUCACCAAGGCAGGUGCACUUGCUUUUGGAUAUGUUAGCAGCUAUUGCUGGACCAGAAAAUUCUAGCAAAAUAGGGUUAGCUAAUAAAGAUAGAAAAAACCGACCCAUGCAGCAGGAAGAUGAAUAUCGAAUUCAGAUGGAAUUAAACCGGUAUUAUUUGAGAAAAGAUUCCCUUUCGGUGGGUGUGUCUUCAGAGCAAAGUUUUUAUGAGACAGAAUCUGCUCGUACACCUUCUAGCCGUGAAGAAGAAGUUUUCUUCUCCAUGGCUGAUAUGGACAUGUCUCAUAGUCUCUCUUCUCUUCCACCUCUGGGAGACCCUCCAAAUAUGGACCUUGAGUUAUCAUUAACUAGUACAUACACAAAUACUCCAGCAGGAUCUCCAUUAAGUGCUACUGUGCUUCAGCCAACGUGGGGAGAUUUCCUUGAUCAUCAUAAAGAACAACCAGUAAGAGGGUCCACCUUGCCAUCCAACCUAGUUCACCCACCAAAUUUACAGAAGACUUCUCUCCCAUCUAGAUCUGUUUCAGUGGAUGAAUCCAGGCCUGAACUUAUUUUUAGACUAGCUGUGGGAACCUUGUCCAUCUCUGUGCUUCACAUAGAUCCUUUAUCACCACCUGAAACAUCACUCAACCUCAAUCCAUUGACACCUUUGGCGAUAGCUUUCUUUACCUGCAUAGAAAAUAUUGACCCAGCAAGAUUUUCAGCAGAUGAUUUUAAGUCUCUCCGAGCAGUAUUUGCGGAAGCUUGCAAACACGAUCACCUUCGAUUUAUAGGUACUGGCAUCAAAGUGUCCUAUGAACAAAGACAAAGAUCAGCUUCCCGAUAUUUUAGUACUGACAUGUCCAUCGGGCAAAUGGAACUUUUGGAGUGCCUAUUUCCCACGGAUUUUCAUUCUGUUCCUCCUCACUACACAGAGCUUUUAAUGUUCCAUUCCAAAGAAAGAACUGAUUCCCAUCCACCUGUGUGUCUUCAGCUUCAUUAUAAGCAUUCUGAGAAUAAAGGACCCCAGGGCAAUCAAGCAAGACUUAGUUCUGUUCCUCAGAAGGCAGAAUUACAAAUUAAGUUGAAUCCUGUGUUUUGUGAGGUGGAUAUCAGUAUUGUGGACAGGUUAAAUUCCUUGCUCCAACCACAAAAGCUUACCACAGUAGAGAUGAUGGCAUCUCACAUGUAUACUUCAUACAAUAAACAUAUUAGUCUGCACAAGGCUUUCACUGAAGUAUUUCUGGAUGAUUCACAUAAUCCUGCAAAUUGUCGGAUAUCCGUACAAGUUGCCACACCAGCUUUAAACCUUUCUGUUCGCUUCCCAAUACCUGAUCUUCGGUCAGAUCAAGAAAGAGGACCAUGGUUUAAGAAGUCACUUCAGAAGGAGAUGCUUCAUUUAGCAUUUACAGACCUAGAAUUUAAGACUGAAUUUAUAGGAGGAUCAACCCCAGAGCAAAUUAAAUUGGAACUUACCUUUAGAGAACUAGUUGGAUCAUUCCAGGAAGAUAGAGGAGAACCAUCUGUUAAGUUUUUCCAUGUGUCUAGUGGAGUAGAUGGAGAUACAGCAUCAUCCGAUGACUUUGACUGGCCACGAAUUGUACUCAAAUUAAAUCCGCCAGCUGUGCAUUCCAUUUUGGAGCGGAUAGCUGCGGAGGAAGAAGAGAGUGAUGGCCGCUACCAGGAAGAGGAGGAAGGGGGUGCUCACUCCCUGAAGGAUGUUUGUGAUUUGCGAAGACCGGCCCCAUCUCCCUUCUCCUCUCGGAGAGUCAUGUUUGAAAAUGAGCAGAUGGUGAUGCCUGGAGACCCUGUAGAAAUGACAGAGUUUCAGGAUAAAGCAAUCAGCAAUUCUCACUAUGUGCUGGAACUUACGUUACCCAACAUUCAUAUAACACUACCUAAUAAAAGCUUUUAUGAGAAGCUUUAUAAUAGGAUCUUUAAUGACUUGCUGCUGUGGGAACCAACAGCUCCUUCACCAGUGGAGACAUUUGAAAAUCUUUCUUAUGGUCUUGGUCUUUCUGUAGCCAGUCAGCUGAUUAACACCUUCAACAAAGAGAGUUUUAGUCCAUUUAAAUCCACAGUUCACUAUGAUGAGGAAAGUGGAUCUGAGGAGGAGACAUUGCAGUAUUUUUCUACAGUGGAUCCCAACUAUCGUUCCCGUAGGAAAAAAAAAUUAGACUCUCAGAACAAGAACUCACAGAGUUUUCUUUCUGUUCUUCUGAGUAUCAAUCAUGGAUUAAUGGCAGUGUUUACAGAUGUCAGGCAAGAUAAUGGAGAGCUGUUGGAAAAUAAGCAUGGCGAGUUCUGGUUAGAGUUCAACAGUGGUUCCUUGUUUUGUGUGACCAAGUAUGAAGGCUGUGAUGACAAGCACUACAUCUGCCUUCAUGCCAGCAGUCUCAGUCUAUACCACAAAGGUAUAGUAGAUGGAGUGAUUCUUCCUACAGAAACACGACUGCCCAGUUCAACCCGCCCACACUGGUUGGAACCUACUAUUUAUUCCUCUGAAGAAGAUGGCCUCAGUAGAGCUUCUUCAGAUGGUGUUGGAGGAGAAACUUUGAAUAUGCUCUCUGUUGCAGUUAAAAUACUUUCUGAUAAAUCAGAGUCCAAUACAAAGGAAUUUCUCAUUGCUGUGGGGUUGAAAGGAGCCACACUCCAGCACAGAAUACUUCCUUCUGGGCUUAGCUGGCACGAGCAGAUUUUAUACUUCUUGAAUAUUGCUGAUGAACCUGUUCUGGGAUAUAAUCCUCCAACUUCGUUUACAACUUUUCAUGUUCAUCUCUGGAGCUGCGCACUUGAUUAUAGGCCUCUUUAUUUGCCGAUCCGAUCUCUUCUCACUGUGGAAACCUUCAGCGUUUCAAGUAGCGUGGCCUUGGACAAAUCCUCGUCUACUCUCAGGAUAAUCUUGGAUGAAGCUGCUUUACAUCUGUCUGACAAGUGUAAUACUGUCACUAUUAAUUUGAGUAGAGAUUACGUUCGUGUGAUGGAUAUGGGGCUUUUGGAAUUAACCAUAACUGCAAUGAAAUCUGAUUCUGAUGGAGAGCAAACUGAGCCACACUUUGAGCUACACUGUUCUAGUGACAUUGUCCAUAUCCGAACGUGCUCAGACUCUUGUGCUGCGUUAAUGAACCUCAUUCAAUACAUUGCAAGCUAUGGGGACUUACAUGCAGCGAGCAAGGUAGAGAUGAAGCCUGGAGCCCCUCACCGAAAGAUGAAGGUAGAUUCCAGUGGUCGCUCAUCCUCACGAGGUCCAGUCCUUCCUGAAGCCGACCAGCAGAUGUUACGUGAUUUGAUGAGUGACGCUAUGGAAGAGGUUGAUCUGCAGCAGGCUGCCGCGUCUACGCAAGCCCAGGCUAACGGUGUUUUGGAUGAAAAAUCUCAAAUUCAGGAGCCUUGUUGUUCAGACCUCUUCCUGUUUCCAGAUGAGAGUGGGAAUGUGUCCCAGGAGCCUGGCCCUCCUUAUACCUCAUUCACACCCCACUUGAUUAGUGAUGCAAUGGCAGGUGUGCCUACUGAGAAUGACGACUUUUGCAUUCUUUUUGCACCAAGAGCAAACAGUCAGGAGAAGGAAGAAGAGCCCGUUGUAAAAGUAAUGGUUGAUGAUGCAAUUGUAAUAAGAGAGAAUUACUUUAGUCAGCCUGUUAAGAAGACUGAUACGAGCAAAGCCCCAUUGCAUUUUCCGGUCCCUGUCGUCCGCUAUGUUGUUAAAGAAGUCUCUCUUGUUUGGCAUCUUUAUGGAGGAAAGGAUUUUGGAACCGCCCCUCCUACUUCUCCAGCUAAAAGUUACAUCAGUCCUCACAGCUCACCUUCUCACACACCCACAAGGCAUGGACGCAACAUGGUAUGUGGGGGAAAAGGAAGAAACCAUGACUUUUUAAUGGAAAUACAAUUAAGCAAGGUGAAGUUUCAGCACGAGGUCUACCCGCCUUGCAAGCCAGAGUGUGAUUCUGGCCUCCUAGAGCACCCAGUCUCCCGGCAGGUGUUCAUUGUGCAGGAUCUUGAAAUUCGAGAUCGUCUGGCAACAUCACAAAUGAAUAAGUUUUUGUACCUGUAUUGUAGUAAAGAAAUGCCUCGAAAAGCUCAUUCCAACAUGCUAACAGUGAAAGCAUUACAUGUGCGACCGGAGUCUGGCAGGUCACCACAAGAAUGCUGCUUGAGAGUAUCCCUAAUGCCACUUCGCCUCAAUAUUGACCAGGAUGCCUUGUUCUUCCUGAAGGAUUUCUUCACAAGUCUUUCCACGGAAGUAGAGCUUCUAAUGGCUCCAGAUCCAGAAGUUAAAAAGUCUCCUGGAGCUGAUGUUACCUGCAGUUUGCCAAGGCACUUAAGCGCCUCCAAGGAGCCAAAUCUAGUUCUGUCUUUCCCUGGGCCAAAGCAGCCUUCCCAAGAUGAUAGUGCCAAUUCAGCGGAAGUGGUUAAUGGGGAAGAAGAGAAGGACUUCUCAGCUGAAGAAACAUCAUUUAGUGAUCAGCCCGUGUUUUUUAGAGAAUUUAGAUUCACAUCAGAAGUUCCUAUUCGACUUGAUUAUCAUGGCAAACACGUAUCAAUGGAUCAGGGUACACUAGCUGGGAUUCUGAUUGGUCUGGCCCAGUUAAACUGCUCAGAACUGAAGCUAAAGAGGCUUUUCUACCGGCAUGGCUUGCUAGGUGUUGACAAAUUGUUUUCAUAUGCAAUCACCGAAUGGCUUACUGACAUUAAGAAGAAUCAGCUACCAGGAAUCUUGGGAGGUGUGGGGCCUAUGCAUUCACUAGUACAAUUAGUGCAAGGCCUAAAGGACUUGGUCUGGUUACCGAUAGAGCAAUACCGGAAGGACGGUCGUAUUGUCAGAGGGUUCCAGAGAGGCGCUGCCUCCUUUGGCACCUCAACAGCGAUGGCUGCUCUCGAGCUCACAAACAGAAUGGUUCAGACUAUACAGGCAGCAGCAGAGACUGCUUAUGACAUGGUAUCUCCUGGGACCCUUUCUAUUGAGCCCAAGAAGAUCAAAAGGUUUCCUCAUCACCGCUUAGCCCACCAGCCAGUGGACCUGCGAGAAGGUGUGGCCAAGGCCUACAGUGUUGUGAAAGAGGGACUUACAGACACAGCUCAGACGAUUUACGAAACUGCAGCACGAGAACAUGAGAGCAGAGGGGUCACUGGUGCUGUGGGCGAGGUCCUGCGCCAGAUUCCUCCUGCAGUGGUGAAACCUCUGAUUGUGGCCACAGAAGCGACAUCAAAUGUAUUAGGUGGCAUGAGAAACCAGAUUAGACCAGAUGUUCGGCAAGACGAGUCACAGAAAUGGCGCCAUGGGGAAGACUGAUAUUUCCGACACAAUUCUUUAUGAAGAUAUUAUGAGGGUGGAAAUAAGGAGUGGUGUCCCAUUGGCAGCUUUAGAGGUUAUUCAUUUAACUUUAUUGUGCUCAUCUCAGGAACAAAAGCAUUUCUUAGCUAAAUAAUUUAAUAUCAAAGCAACAUGCAACCAAAAACUUGUGACAUUUUAGGGCUAGUUUGGUACUUGCCUAGAGGAAUGUUUGGUGGCUAGUGUCAAAAGUCCUUCAGUGUUUGCUGCCAAGUGAGUGGAAUCCUUUUAUUAAAAUGGCUGUACUUCUCCUUGGUAUAGAUAAGAGAUCAUUGGAAGCCUGUUACAGUACAGAGUGCUCAGAAACAUUUGCGUACUUUGAAAGCACUAUUUAUGUUGCCCUGAGGAGUUGAUUUAUUUCUCAAGGUUUAAAAAAGAAUCACAGCUUCAAAACUCUCAUUGAGAAUGAGAGACAGAAGCCACAGGGAAAGCACAGCAAAUAGGAUUUUAAUAUAAAUAUCACUGAGGAAUAAAUAACUUAGUCUGCUGGAUUUAGUGUCCGUGCACUUGAGAACAUUAUUUCCAUUCCCUCAAAAAAGCUUUCUGUGGGCAUUUGAGGACGUGAAUGUCGCAGACAUGUUCUGUUGUGUUGCACUUUAUCGUGUGUGUGUGUGUGUGUGUGCGUGUGUGUGCGCGCGCGCGCGCGUUUAGAUUAAUACAAGUCGUGAUAUAUUCGUUAUGUAAUUUACAGAUCUUCACAAUAUAGAGUAAGACUGAAUGUUUUUGGCAAUGGAAGCUAACUCAAAUGUAACUUCCGUUUAUUUUAAGUGUAAAUGAAAAUAUGCGUUCUAUAAUGAACUGGGGCCCAUAUGAUUGUUUAUGCGUUCACUUUUGAGCAUAUAGAGUGCAAGCUUUUUAGGAAUGUGUGGAAAGGGAGAUUGGAAAUGAUUUUUACUUUUCUGAAAUUAACCAAAAAUCCUCCAAAUAUGCCCUAGUCAGCUAUUUCAAAGUACCGUUUUUACUUGGUUAACAAUGUACGUUUUGAUAACCUGUCAGGAAUGAAUAAAGUAUUUUUAUUUAAAGGUAAAAUUGUUUUAUGCUUCCAUGAAUAUUUUGCUUCUCUUAGAGCAUAUUCAUAGAUGCAAUACUAGGAUCCCUCCCAAGACACUUGGGAAUACUUUCUCAGAACUGAUUUUGGCUGAUAUCAAGUAAAUCAUUUCCUAGGAGCGAGAGGGAAAUUGUUAAGAACUCACUUUUUGCUUUAGGUUAAUCUAGCAGAAAGAAGUGCAGGGCUUUGUGUUCAUCCACUGUUUAAAGUUGAAUGAUGUGAAUUCUCAUUUUCUGAAGUGGGGAGAAUGCCAUCAACAUCAGUUUGGAUUUCAAAACUACAUUUCAGUUUGGGGUUUAAAAAAUGAUCCAGAAUCGAUUCCAUUCUCUAGAUUUUUCUGAACAAGAAAGCAAUGUAAAGCAGACAUCUGGACAUUUAAAAUUUAUAAAAAUUGCGUUAAGCAGCAUUUAAUUUUUGUUUCCUUUUUACUGCUGAAAAACUUUAAAAAGGGAUUGCUCAGGCAAUCAUGUGUUCAAGUGUCAUGGAACCAUCUAGUACUCUCUCCAAUUAAAUGGAACCCAUGUAGAAUGUGAUCCUGAGUAAACAGUAGCCACGCCUGUUCACUAUCACGAAGGCUCAGCCUGCUUGGGGGCAUGUUUUGACCACCUUGCUCACUGACCCCGUGAUUGAUUCUCCAUGUGUCCUUAAAACAGCAUAGUAGGUAUGUUAUCUCUGAUGGUUAAUCAAACUGAACAGCCCUUGAUCAAACUUAAAGAUACAAAAUCUCUUUGAUUUUUAAAUGAAUUUUCUAUAGUUUUACUAGUUAUUUAAGUUCAGUUAGAUAUAGCAUAGGGGGAAAGAGCCCUCCUCAUCUUUGCACUUGGAGUUGCAAACAGACCUGUCUUUUGACAGAUUCGGUUUAUAAAUCCUAUUUAACAUAUAUCUUCACAAUGUAAUCUCCACGGUCCUUUUGCUCUCUGUGCACCUGUACCUGCUAGCCACAGAGUCUGGGUUUGGGAACCAGAAACCUGCCUCAGAAAGGCUCAGUAUCAAGACUCCGUGUGUUGCCAGUUUAACCGAGAUGCUCUUGUUUUGAGGUGUUGAUGUAGACUAUGUUUGAACACUUCUGCAUUAUUAAGUAUCUUCGGUUUUUUUCUUUUUUAAAAAUGUCUUUUCCAACUUUAUGUCACAGUGACACAGUAAGAAGAGGGUCAGGGAGGACCCUUAGGCUGCCAGCUCGGCACUCACUCGGUAGAUAACUUGGCCAAGACGUUACAUUUCUCUAAGCCUCAGGGUCUUCUGUAAACUAAGGGGUUUUGUAUGAUAAGGCCCAGCAGAGGUUUUUGGAUGUUCAGGAUGUGUGCGUGUGUGUGUGUGUGUGUGUGUGUGUGAGAGAGAGAGAGAGAGAGAGAGAGAAUGAUGGUGUGAGAUAUAGUGUUCAGUAGAGUGUCCCAGACUGGUGACACCUCAGGCGGUGGCGCUGAAGGGGAGCACUGAGGUCACACCACACACGGUUGCCACGGCCCCAAAGAGCUCUUGGAUCUCCCAGAGUCUUGCGUGUCUGAGUGGCCACAGUACCUGUGUGGUUGACUUUUGACGUGCUCUUCUGCAUGGAGUAGACUGCGUGUGUCCACUUGUCACUGCAUGGAGGCCAUACAGGUGUCUCCCCCAGGAGUCCAGGUGAAGCGAGGUUUAGAACAGCACAGUGUUACAGAGACUUGUGAAGACCACUUUAUAAAGGCAGUGAAGGUCCUGGCAGUCCCUCCUCUUGAAUGGCGUGCACCCCCAGUGUCCCUUCCUGUCUGUCCCCAGAUCCCUAUUAUUUACGAGUAGAACAUCUUGUAAUACUUGCCUUUUAGGAUAGACGUAAUACAUCAUUUCUUCUGGGCAUAGCAAUAAACUUUCAUUUUAGUGAAGUUUGGGUCCACUUUGGAUUCCCACUUUAAGCACAUGUAUUUAACAUCAAUAUUUUUAUAAUGCAAGACUCACUUUAGGAAAUCUUGCCAAGUCGCAGUGUGCCUAGAAUAGCAUAAAUACUAAAAACCAGUGUUUCCUGUGUCACUUUUAAAUGGUAUUAAAUAUUUCCAGGAGGAAUAUUUCUGGUUCUCUCAUUUAAAAAAGGGUGUUCUGUAGGGUCGGUUCCUUUGUUCAGUUUCAGAACCGCCUAGAUCACCGUGUCUGCUCCGGUGCAGGGGCCGCUGGUCCAGAGGUGUCCUGCCUCCCACGGGUGGGUUUGGGAUUGGGUUCUGGGCACUGUGUGUACCCGGGCCAGAGCCGACAGGCAGCAGGCAGUGCUGACUUCCAGCAGUUGUAAAUGAGCACCCUCCACUACGUGGUUUCAGGGUUAACAACUGUCGUAACAUUAAAUUCUGUAGAUGUGAACAGCAUCGUGACUUCAGAGAAAUCAGUGGCCUUUGCUUCCAUUUUCUUACACCUGCAUCGGAUCGUAUCCCUCAGAGAGAGAUGGGGAGGUGUGUGGCAGGGCUGGUGUUCAUGGUGAGCAGUUACUCUGUGUCCCCUCACGUCGUCUUGACCUACCUAAGACAUUAGGGCCAGUGUCCAUAGAGUUCUUUGAGCCUGAGAGUAAGGGACCAUCAAAAACAAAGUGAUACUCUUUUGUACCUGCAGAUGCAUCCAUUGGUCGUACCAGUUAGUGUCAAGUAGAAUAGAUCAAUUAGAAAUUUGUGACUCUUAGGUUUAACUAGGAAGGUUAUUCGUAUAGCGUAUAGUUCACGUAGGGGGGGAAAUCUUUUAUCAAGCAAUCUUCUCUUUACUGGAAGGUAUAGUCAGUCUUUCCAGAGAAGCCUAGUUGAGUGCUUUAAUGCCAAUUUAUUUUUAUCUCCAUAUUUCCAGGACCUCGUAGGCCCACCACCCCCUUUAAUAGACCUCGUAAAGCAGAGCUGCCGUAAGUCCCCACCUUCCGUGGGGAGUACACCUUCCUUAGAUCCUGUUACUGUAUGUCAGACACAGAAAAGGUGUUCUAACGCACUGUCAGGACGGGCUGCUUUGGGGAUGGGAAAUUUGGGUUUCAACAAUUCACACUUUGAGAUGUCGGUGGUUUUCAAAAAAACACGGUGUUAGGGAUUUUUGCCUCCUGUACCAACCAUGGGCACUGUGGUCCCAAGCGGGUGACUUUGUAGCAAGUGCCAGAGUGCUCGCUGCUGUGUGUCGCGAGGUGGCAGAUGUGCCGUCCUCGGGCCCUGUGACCCCUCUAGUGCUGCGGGCGGUGGAAAUAGCGGCCCCUCCUUUAAGAAAUAUGUUUACUUUGCCGUUUCACAUGUAUUCCGUAUGUAUGACAUAUGGCAGCUUCCAGUUGGAUUGGUCUUACAUUGUAGAAGUCGCCGGUCACAUGGGACUGGUUGCUCUUUCACUGUGGAAUUUGGGACGGGCCCCGAGUUCGGCUCUUCUGCGAAUCCAUCCUGAGUUACUUUAGAGACUGAACUUAACCUCACCACGGUGUUGUAUCCUCGUUGCUAAGUUUCCUAAUUUCCCUGCUUAAGAUAAUUUUGGAUGUGAGAAUUUAAGAAUACUGCUGCUGUACGAGUAUUUUUGUGGAAAUGUAACCUGUCAGUGUGACUAUUGGAAAUAUUAUGAAAUGAGUACCUUGGAAGAAAAUUAAAAUAUUUACUCUUUGGA